Molecule: messenger RNA, 1854 nt
Organism: Oxyura jamaicensis (ruddy duck)
Lineage: Eukaryota; Metazoa; Chordata; Aves; Anseriformes; Anatidae
Gene: MMACHC
Product: metabolism of cobalamin associated C
Exons: 4
Coding region: 45-761 (238 amino acids)
Biological process (GO): cobalamin metabolic process
Cellular component (GO): cytoplasm
Molecular function (GO): cyanocobalamin reductase (cyanide-eliminating) (NADP+) activity; demethylase activity; FAD binding
Source: RefSeq, a predicted model, not a curated record
GGCAGCCAGAACUACCCUUCCCGUGAGGCCCCGCGGCGGGCGGCAUGGAGGGCCGCGUGGCGGAGCGGCUCCGCGGCGCGCUGGGCCCCUUCGGCUUCGAGGUGCACGCCUUCAAGGUUGGAUGGUACAAUGCUGUUCUCCAGCCGGCCUUUCAUCUCCCCUACCCAGAUGACACACUGGCCUUCGUUGUCCUCAGCACGCCUUCGAUGUUUGACAAAGCCCUUAAGCCUUUUGUGAACAAAGAACGGUUACAAAUAAUCCGGGAUCCCGUGGAUCAGUGUGUUUCUCAUCAUUUGUCAGGUGUGAAGGAGAAAUUCCCUGACCAGAAGGUGGAUAUCAUCUUUGAUUAUGAGAUCCUGCCGAGCCGAAAGCCCAAGUUCUUGGCACAAACAGCUGCCCAUGUUGCUGGAGCUGCAUAUUACUACCAGAGAAAGGACGUGAAGCUUGAUCCUUGGGGGAAAAAGAAGAUCUAUGGCGUGUGUAUUCAUCCCAAGUAUGGCGGUUGGUUUGCUAUCCGAGGUCUCCUCCUGUUCCCAGAUAUUCAGGUCCCAUUCCUGCAACAGUCUGCCCCUGUUGACUGUGUGAGCACAGAGGAGAAGAGAACUGAAUUGCUGGAGCAGUUCAAUUUCCACUGGCAGGACGGCCGCUACAGGGACAUAAUUGAAGUGAAGGAAAGGUACUCAGAGGAGCAGAAAGCCUACUUUGCCACUCCCCCAGCAGAGAGAUUCAGACUGCUAGGGCUGAUACGUUUCACAGAGUAAAACAGUUCCACAAAGGGGCUGGGCACGAGCAAAGUGUAACUCCCCAGCACCUGCUUUUCCAUGGUGCUGAGGAGGGUGUGCUGAUAGAGUGCAAAUCCAAGCAUUGUGGACAGUAUCUCAGUCCAAACAUCAGCUUCUCAGAGUUGAGAGGGAGCGCUACAUUGUAGCUCUUAAAGUCUUGAGGAAGGUAGAAGCAGUCUGUUCCCUGCUGUUGCCGAGUUGGUAGGUAUUUUGGGGAGUCUGGUUAAGAUACCCACUUGGGCAAAGUUCAGAAACCCUGGCAAUUGGGAAACUCAUGCUGCUCAUUAGAAAAGUCAUGUUUUUCUCAAGAAAUUUCUUUCCUAAUAUUUUGGUUUUACUCUGUAUAAGAAUGAAAAGUUACUUUUCAGUAAUUGUGUUCUGAAAUAAUUUAUUUUGGUCUGAACUCAGUGCAGAUACUUUUUAGAUGUAUCCAGGCUUUUACUACCCUGCCUUAUAACUCUCCCUAGAGAAUACAUGGUCAGUCCUUAGAAAAAAAAAUAAUCUAUAUUCCUUCUCAUGUAAUGAAUCUGGCUUAAUUUAGUUAAGAAAACUUUUCUGAAUUCCUUAACCUGGAAAGAAAAUUCUCCAGAGAUAGUUUCACUGAGUGGCAUGGUCCUGUGAAGGAAGCAGAAGUGAGCAAAACAUAGCCAACAGCAGCCUCCUUUUACACCGUAGUUAUGAAAGGGAAAGGGACAGUGUAAAGGUCAUAGCUCAAGUCUGAUACAUUUCCUCUUCACUCAGGGUCAGCUUCUCAGAACAAGGCAGAGUCUUUAGGUCAAUUUUGAAGCACUUACCAUACAACAGCCUACUAAAAGCCUGGAAAAUAUACUGAAUAAUGGCUAUGAGUGGAAUUUUUACUCACAUUAAGAUAACUAACUGAAAAAGUCAGUUCUCAUGACCUUUUCCUAUGGUAGAUGAAGCUUAAAUUUAACGUAUUUUCCAGUGCUAUGCCAGCAACACCACAGUUUUAAAACUCUAGUUUCCCAUUGUAGUUUCUAUAUGAAGGAGAUCAUAAACCUGCACACAUCUGAAAGCCGCUACACAAAGCAUUGUUGCACUCAGAGACAAGCAG